This is a messenger RNA of Olea europaea var. sylvestris, 747 nucleotides long. RefSeq lists its product as uncharacterized. The transcript has 7 exons. NCBI's taxonomy places the organism in Eukaryota, Viridiplantae, Streptophyta, Magnoliopsida, Lamiales, Oleaceae. The coding region runs from base 1 to 747 and encodes 248 amino acids. The record is from RefSeq and is a predicted model, not a curated record.
AUGGAGUCUUCUGACCUAAUGCUAGAGGAUCUUCUUCUGGGGGUUACCACACCUGUGAGCGACAUCACCUCAGUACUAAGAAAGCUGAAGAUACUAAAGAAGGAUGGGUCUUGGCGUAUGUGUGUUGAUAGCAUGACAAUCAACAUGAUUACAGUAAAGUACAGGUUCCCAAUUUUUCACUUGGAUGAUAUGUUAGAUCAGCUGUCCGGGAAGUUUGUGGUAGUCUACUUUGAUGACAUCCUCAUUUAUAGCUCGACAUGGGCAUCAUAUUUUGUUCACCUUCGUGCUAUUUUUGAUAUGCUGAGGAUGGAGCGUUUUGUUGUGUCUACUGAUGGUGUUUAUGUAGAUCAAUCAAAAAUAGAGGCGAUCUUGAAUUGGCCUAAGAUAAAGACUUUAUGUGAUGAUAGAAGUUUCCAUGGAUUGUGGACUGAUAAGGUAGAAGCCAGCUUUCAAUUGGUCAAGAAAAAGAUGACAGAGGCUCUAGCUCUAGCAUUUUAUGACUUUGAAAAAGUGUUUGAAGUAAAUUGUGAUGCAUCUGAGGUUGGCAUUGGUGGCAUUCUGAGUCAAGAGAGGGAGUUUAUUCUUGUUAUCAAUUAUGAAACCCUAAAGUACAUCAAUGGUCAACACAAGCUAAAUACAUUAAGCUGUCACACACGACUCCUCACCACCAUGAGCACUAGAGUUGUAGGAUUUGAGACAUCUCUUGAUAUGUAUGCUGCAGAUUCUUCUUUUGGGAAGAUAAUUUAG